This is a messenger RNA of Dermatophagoides pteronyssinus (European house dust mite), 1953 nucleotides long. It is a transcript of the gene mRpS30, whose product is annotated as mitochondrial ribosomal protein S30. The record is from RefSeq and is a predicted model, not a curated record. Lineage: Eukaryota; Metazoa; Arthropoda; Arachnida; Sarcoptiformes; Pyroglyphidae. Gene Ontology annotation, biological process: translation. Gene Ontology annotation, cellular component: ribosome; mitochondrial large ribosomal subunit; mitochondrion. Gene Ontology annotation, molecular function: structural constituent of ribosome.
CUCAUUUUCAAGUUUCCCGGAAUUAUUCUCGAAUGGUCACAUGUUAUCAUUCGAUUCUGUUCGGGGAAAAGAAUUCAAAUUAAUUUUGUUCAAUAAUGUUGAUUUCAGCUAAUCGUAAUUCAUUAUUGCGAUGUUAUAUUUUAGCACAAAAUUCUUAUAUCAAUGCUAAUUUUUCUCGUACGAUACGAACAUUACCAUCUUCCGUUUCAAAUUCGCAGCAAUCACAGCAAAAAUCAAAUGAACAAUCAAUAAAUGAUGCUGAUAAUAAUUGGUUCAAUGUUGAAUCCGGUGCCGAUAUUGAUGAACGAGUCGUACCGAAACCGAUAAGUUAUCGACCAGAUCAUCUUCCACAAUUACGUAAACGACAGAAACAAAAACCAUGGUGGAAAUUUCGUUACUUUGUCGACAUUAAUACAUUGCCUAUCGAACAAGCCGAAUAUACGGAAAAGCCUGAAUAUCCACCAAUAUAUCAGCCAACAAAUGAAGGAAUACAAAAGCAAAUUCGGCUUGAUUGGUAUAAUGCUAUCCGUCGAUUACCAACAGCUGAACAAAAAAUCUACGAAAUAACUAAACAUUAUGGUCAUCUAAGUCUAAUGAUUGAUCCAGUUAUGGCCACCUAUAAUGGAUUACCCUCACAAAAAUUCAUCACUCGUACACAUUUGAUCAACGGAUUGCCCGACUCAUAUCGUUCAACUGAUCUGCAAAAUGUCGAUAAUAUUGAACAUUUACGACAACAAAUUCUAUCCAUAAUUGCUGCACGUUUGUUUGAGGCUAAAUCUCGCAUCGCAUCUGCUGAUUUUCGUAAAACGCAAUUGACAACUAUUGGUCGAAGUAGCCCAACAAAUGUAGUACAAUCAUUGGCUGAAGAUGAUAUUAUUGCCGAUGUUGUACAAUUGAUACAAAAUCAUUACCGUUCAGAACAAUUGGACAAUUAUCAUCUGGAUUACAAUCCAUUUGUCAGUACAUCAUGGUGGCUUGGUGAUUAUCCUAUACCAUUCAAAAAGGCACGCUGGUUCAAAGAUAAUGAAAGAAUAAAUCAAUUAUUCACUUAUCGUGGUAAUCAUAGUCUUCAUAUUCGAAAAAUGAACCCAUUGCCGCCAAUCGUAUCGAUGAAUGAUGUUUUAUCGCAAACAGAAAUACCUAAAUGCGAUUAUAAUCUACUAAAAUUAGGUAUACCGUUACGUCGUCAUAAUAUUAUGUCAUUACCUGGUUUUUGGCCUGAUCGUUCUGCUGGUUAUGAUUUUCCUUAUCUAAUGGCAAUGAAUUAUGAAUGUUUACGACAACGGCAACGACGAUAUGGCCUUUCCGGAUGUAAUGAUGAUCAAGAUGUAUGUGAUGGUAUGGCAAUUACAUCAGCAUUCAGUUGGUUAACCGGUAUAGCUAAUAAUCUUGGUUUCACAAUAUAUGAUCGAUUAACAUAUCCAUUAGUUACAAAUGUUGUUAUUACUAAUGGACAAGAUUGGUCAUUUUAUGUUUAUCAAUUGAAUAAUCAUUGUUUCCAUGAAGAUCUUACUAUUAAUGAUGAUGGUAAUAAUGUAAAUAAUGUAUGUAAUCUAUGCUGGUCAAGUGGUAAUAUACGUUUAUUUGAUUCAUUCGAAAAUGGAUCAUUCAACAAUGUUAAUAUAGCCGUAUUGGAUAUGUUAAUCAAAAUGAUAACAACAAAUACAGCUACUAAUGAUUAUCUAUCCGAAUUGAAUCUUCGCCCUUAUCUUCGAUCAUCAUUAGAUAAUAAUAUCGAUAAUCAACGAGAAAAAGAUGAAUUAACAUAUAGUUUACGUCGUAAAUUUGCCAAUCAAAUUGAUACAUUUGUUGCAAGACGUAAGAAAACAAAUCUUUGGGAAAAAAUUUAUAAAAAUCAUAAAGAAGCAAUGAUCGAUGUAAAACGUAUACGUCCAAAAAUUGAAAUGAAAUAUCCACCAUUUUUUAAAUAAACAAUCUAUAGACACACACAUU